AUGUUCAGUCUCGCAUGGGUGUCCAGGUCGUUAAACCAUCCACAAGGCAAGCGAGGGCUGCUCUCAACGCUGGUAUGCCUCAUCUGUGUGGGGAUUUUGGCGUUUUGCGUCUCCACAAGCCAUUCUAUAGUUAUAAUGAGUGCAAUGUGGAUUACAAUCUUUGCAUUUUGCUCUCAGUUCGCCUCGCUUUACUCCAUGUCGAUCACUGAUAAGCCAACGCAUAAAUUCAGCUAUGGGCUCGCGAGGGUCCCGGUUUUGGCCGUUUUCAGUACUACUACGCUAGCCCAGCUGUUUUCCAUCUUUUUGUCGAAAGAGUCGUUCGAGCACUUGCUAUCGCCGGACCAUCAUGGAUCGCAUGACGCAUCGGCCGCUCAUGAGCAUGAGGUGGAGGAAAUUGGUGGAGGAUGGCCUUAUUUCGUUGGCUCCGCCGCCACCUCCGUUGCCCUCCUGCUCUCCGCCUACGCUCUCAAAAAUCAGCCCUUCCAACAUGUUCUCACCUCGGCGACGGCUUCAAGUCUUCAGGAGCACGCCGCCGAUUUGUCCCAUGCCGUCUGUUUUGUGAUUCCUGGACUCUCUCGGCUCCUACUGCCACGUAUCAACUCGAUGGUACUGUUGGCGGCGACGACGAGUGGACUUUUGAUGCUUUGCGAGCAUUUUAAACACGAUUUCGCGUGGGCGGACCCUGUGUGCUGUCUGAUUCUCUCGGUUGCCGUGUUCUCUACAAUGUGGCCCCUAUCCACUUAUACUGGAAUGAUACUGCUCCAAACGACGCCCCCGCACUUGAUUAAUCAAAUUGAUCGAUGCCUAUCCGAAGCGUCCCAUAUCGAUGGAGUACUCGAGCUGAAGAGUGGAAGGUUUUGGCAGUUGGAUUUUAAUCAAUUGGUGGGUACUGUAGACGUGCGUGUCCGUCGUGAAGCCGAUGAGCAGAAUGUGCUUGCUCAUGUCACAGAGAAGCUGUCGUCAGUAAUUACGGUACUUACCGUACAAGUGGUCAAGGAUGCGGCAUGGUCGGCAGGAGAAGUACAGUACUCCAAUGGACACGUUCAUAACGGAGGAGGUCAUGGUCAUAGUCAUGGGGCAGGAGCGGAGGAUCAUGGGCACUCUCAUGGGGGACAACAGGACCAUGGACACAGUCAUGGGGGAGAUCAUGGGCAUAGCCAUGAUCAUGGAUCUCAUGGGCACAGUCAUGGAGGAGGAGAAGGAAGCCAUGGACACACUCAUGAUGGUGUCGUUUAUCAUUAA
This is a messenger RNA of Caenorhabditis briggsae, 1242 nucleotides long. RefSeq names its product Protein CBR-TOC-1 (gene Cbr-toc-1). Gene Ontology annotation, biological process: monoatomic cation transport; transmembrane transport. Gene Ontology annotation, cellular component: membrane. The record is from RefSeq and is a predicted model, not a curated record. Gene Ontology annotation, molecular function: monoatomic cation transmembrane transporter activity. NCBI's taxonomy places the organism in Eukaryota, Metazoa, Nematoda, Chromadorea, Rhabditida, Rhabditidae. The transcript is spliced from 7 exons. The coding region runs from base 1 to 1242 and encodes 413 amino acids.